Cheilinus undulatus (humphead wrasse) is the source of this 3281-nucleotide messenger RNA. RefSeq names its product gastrula zinc finger protein XlCGF8.2DB-like. The record is from RefSeq and is a predicted model, not a curated record. The coding region runs from base 209 to 1240 and encodes 343 amino acids. Lineage: Eukaryota; Metazoa; Chordata; Actinopteri; Labriformes; Labridae. Gene Ontology annotation, biological process: regulation of DNA-templated transcription. Gene Ontology annotation, molecular function: DNA-binding transcription factor activity, RNA polymerase II-specific; RNA polymerase II cis-regulatory region sequence-specific DNA binding. The transcript is spliced from 2 exons.
UUGUUUAGGUGAUGUAGCAUUUUGAAUUAGAAGAGGUAUCCUACAAAGUGUUUGGAGCAGACUUUUCUUUUCUUCCGUUUACUGUUGGAUGUAAAAUAUCUGAUAUCUGGGUUUCGGGAAAUUUCAGUUUUUCCUGUGGAGGUCCAACAGCUUUCAGUGAGUAAAGAAGAAAGAGGUUUUCCCUGAGAAGUAGAAGAGGGGCUCCAUUAUGAACCAGGAGAUUACUGAGUCUCAACACCUUAAAGAGGAACCGGAAGAACUGCGGAUAAGUCAGGAGGGAGAGCAGAAUCACUGGCCAGAGAAUGCGGAUGUGAUCAAGUUCACUUUUGUUCCUGUCCCUGUGAAGAUUGAAGAGGAUGAGGAGAAACCUCAGUCCUCACAGAUUUAUCAGAGACAGUCUGAAGAGGUGGAAACAGGAGCUGAUGGAGAGGAAUGUGGAGCAGGAGCAGGCAGCUACAACGAACAAGAAAGAGAUUCACAACCAGAGAUUGAGGUCAAGAUUGAAGACUCCUCUGAGGCUGAGACUGAUGACAGUGCUGACUGGAUGGAGACAAAAGGCAACCAGUCAGGUUUGAACUCACUGGAAAACAUAGAGAAUGAGAGAAGAGAGGUUGAAAGGAGACCUCAUUCUGGUGAGAAACCAUUUGGCUGCUCUGAGUGUGGUCAAAGAUUUAACCUAAAACAACACCUUUCAUACCAUAUGAGAAUUCAUACAGGAGAGAAACCCUUCAGCUGCUCUGAGUGUGGAAAAAGAUUUAGCCUUGAAGGUAAUUUGACCAAACACAUGAGAAUUCAUACAGGAGAGAAACCCUUUGACUGUUCAGAAUGUGGUAAAAGAUUUAGCCAAAAUGGAAACCUGGCCAGACACAUGUUAGUUCAUGCCAGACAGGAACUCUCCAGCUCCACUGAGUAUAGUAAAGAAUUUAACCUGAAAGAUGAUGUGAUGAAACAAUGUACUGACACUGCAGAGAAACCCUUCAGCUGCCCUCAGUGCAGUAAAAGUUUUGACAAAAAAUCGUGUCUGUCUACACACAUGCUCCUUCACACGAAACAGAAGCUCUUUAGCUGCUUGGAGUGUGGUAAAAAAUUUACCCAAAAAGUUGAUAUGACCAGACAUACGCUGAUUCACAGCAGACAAAAACCCUUUAGAUGCUCUGAGUGUGGCAAAAGAUUUAACCAAAAAAGUUCUCUUACCAGACAUAUGUUACUUCACACUCGGCAGAAGAAAGAAACUCUUUAGCUGCUUCUACCCUGUUUAAGGAUCCUCUGAAAGCUCUUGUUUGGCACUUGACAUAUCUUCACAACCAGCUUCCACGUCUUUGACCAAACAUUUCCUUGGCUGUAUCAGCUGUUGAUUCACUAAAGCAAUUGACAGUCACGCUUUGGAGGCUCUGCAAAACCAGACUAAGGAGGAGAUGGAGUCAGAAAGAGGAGUUGACGGGGACUGUGGCAGAUCCGAGCCAGCCAGCAAAUUAGAUCCAUAGAGACAUUUACAACCAGAGACUGAGGCCAAGACUGGUGAUUAUUAUGACCCUGAGAUUAAAGACUGUGAUGAUGAUUGUUAUGAGGUCAGAAAGCCCUGGUAAUAUUUAAACUCUGAAAUACGAAUAUUCCUUGGUGAUAUGAGAUGUACUCAUACUUUUGAGAAACCAUUCUUAGUCUCACAGAGAGAAACCAUAUUCAUGAUAGAAUACUUCAAUAUUUAAACCCUUACAAGAAAAAACUGUGAUGCUCAAACUUUAAUAAGAGACCACCUCUCCACAAGAACUCUCUUUUGCCCUGACAUCAACAGACAUGCAUCACCACCCCUUUGCACUUUUUUAUUUGUUUUUAAGAAAUAAUGAUGUCACUUUUUACUCACUGAGAGACUAUUGGAUUAAUUUUGAUGACAUUGUUCUGACCCUAAUGGUUGUAAAUACCUGAGUCUCUAUGCUUUUGGUUUAAGACAAACUUCAGAAACUCCAGAAAAAUAGAACUGUACAUAAUGGACAUAUUUUCUAUAGAAUCACUGAUGAAUAAGCCAUUGCUAACAAAGCUGAUAGCAAUGGCUUCCAUCAGUGGAACAUGAGCUUGGAUGUAGCUAUCAUGAAGUAGCAGUUUUAUGAGAACUGGACCGCAUAUGUUUAUUAAUUAGAGAGCAAAGAACAACACUGAAAUAUUUUCAUGAUGGAAAAUACAUUUUCGCUCUUGUGCCGACCUCCCUUGGCAUGAGUUUGGGAUCAUUACAGGGGUAGGUGGCUGUUGUACUGCAAGUCAGUAUGCUGGAGUGGUUAGCUUAGGUUUAGCUAGAGUAUAAUGGCAGUUUUAUCAGAAAUGGGCCAUGUUUUCUUUUUUUAGAAUAAAAGCACCAAAGCUUCUUGUGAUGGGAAAGAUGUUUUUCUUCUGCCAGCCUGCCUUGGCAUGGGUUUGCGCUCAUUACAGAUUGGUUGAGUUGUACUGUUAGCCAGUGAAAACAAUAAGUUUUGUCCACUCUAUUAUCCACUGUUCAUAUACUACUGUAGCAUUUUUACCUGUCCGUUUGUUGUAGAGCUAAGCAUGUGUACAACCUCAUUUUGCCUCAUCGUCUGAUUGGCCCAUAAUGAAUGUGACAGACAGAACAUUUGUGCAUUCACCUUUCGAGAAUUUUUUAAAGUUCUGCCCUUCCCAAAUGCUUUCUGUGGAAGCUGUACCAGAUGAAUGUUAAAAAAAUCCAUGCCAUGGAUAAAUGAAACAGUCUAUCUGGUAUGUCAGGUUACUUAAUGUCAUCAAUAGGUUUGAAGUAUUUUUAAAUACCAAGUAGUAACUGUAGUGGUUUUAGUUUUAAUACUUAACUGAAACAUAGCAUUUCUGUUCUGUAGAGUUGUGAUGCCAUAUAUUAACAUUAAAUGUUGUGUGUGCUAUCAGAUAACUUUCUUUUUCCUUUGAAGAUAUUCAUGUUCACUUUACUUUAAUUCUUAUUUCAUUUAUAUCUUCCACUCAGCAUCUGGUGUCAGCCUGCAGAGCAGUUUAUAUCUUUGAAAGACAUGAGUUAGACACCUGUCUUACUUUUCCUCAGCAUGCUAAGUCGAUCCACGAAAAAUGCACAACAGCACCUCCACCUGCUGAGGAAACUAAGGCCUUUAAACGUCAGCAAACGCAUCUCAGCUUUUGUUUGCCAUUCACAAACUGAAUCAACAAGAAAAGGUCCCCCAACCCAGAAAAUAUAUACCCAGGACUCCUCCAUUCUUUCUACAAUCACCACCCUGAACAAUAUAAAAUAGACACUAUGCAACACAUAUUUUAAUUAUUUUUUGCCUUUAACA